Messenger RNA from Eptesicus fuscus (big brown bat), 2367 nucleotides. It is a transcript of the gene CTSS, whose product is annotated as cathepsin S. Gene Ontology annotation, biological process: immune response. The transcript has 8 exons. Gene Ontology annotation, molecular function: cysteine-type endopeptidase activity. Gene Ontology annotation, cellular component: lysosome. The record is from RefSeq and is a predicted model, not a curated record. The coding region runs from base 109 to 1131 and encodes 340 amino acids. NCBI's taxonomy places the organism in Eukaryota, Metazoa, Chordata, Mammalia, Chiroptera, Vespertilionidae.
GAUGACUCAUGUGACAAGUUCCAACUUCUUUUUAAAGUCAAAUUUAGCUGAAGUCUCUUUGCUGCCGUUGAAAUCUUUGGAUAGAGACCACCUUCAAGCAUUCUUAAUAUGGGAGCAUCUGCUGGUUCCAAUAUAAUGAAAUGGCUGCUCUGGGUUCUCCUGGGGUGCUCCUCUGCCAUGGCACAACUGCACAAAGAUCCCACGUUGGAUCACCACUGGGAUCUCUGGAAGAAAACCUAUGGCAAGCAAUACACGGAACAGAAUGAGGAAGUAACACGACGUUUCAUCUGGGAAAAGAAUCUAAAAUUUGUGAUGCUUCACAACCUGGAGCAUUCAAUGGGAAUGCAUUCAUAUGAUCUAGGCAUGAACCACCUGGCAGACAUGACCAGUGAAGAAGUAAUGUUAUUGAUGAGUUCCCUAAGAGUUCCCAGCCCAUGGCAGAGAAAUGUCACUUACAAGUCAAACCCUAAUCAAAAAUUACCUGAUUCUAUGGACUGGAGAGACAAGGGGUGUGUUACCGAAGUGAAAUACCAGGGUUCUUGUGGUUCCUGUUGGGCUUUCAGUGCUGUGGGGGCCCUGGAAGCACAGCUGAAGCUGAAGACAGGAAAGCUGGUGUCUCUGAGUGCCCAGAACCUGGUGGAUUGCUCAACUGAAAAAUACAGCAAUAAAGGCUGCAAUGGUGGAUUCAUGACACAGGCUUUCCAAUAUAUCAUUGACAACAAUGGCAUCGAUUCAGACGCUUCCUAUCCCUAUAAAGCCAUGGAUGGAAAGUGCCAGUAUGACUCAAAAUAUCGAGCUGCCACAUGUUCAAACUAUGUUGAGCUUCCUUUUGGUAGUGAAGAGGCCUUGAAAGAAGCUGUGGCCAAUAAAGGACCUGUGUCUGUUGCUAUAGAUGCGAGCCAUCCUUCUUUCUUCCUCUACAAAAGUGGUGUCUACUAUGACCAAGCCUGUACUCUAAAUGUGAAUCAUGCUGUAUUAGUGGUUGGCUACGGUAACUAUAAUGGGAAAGACUACUGGCUGGUGAAAAACAGCUGGGGCCUCCACUUUGGUGAACAAGGAUAUGUUCGGAUGGCAAGAAAUAGCGGAAAUCAUUGUGGGAUUGCUAGUUAUCCCUCUUACCCAGAAAUCUAGAGGAUCUCUUCAUUAUAUAACAAGUCAAGAAAGAUGUAACACUUUCUCUUCAAUUUUACCUGCUAUAACCAGUAGAAAUAAGUGUGUCAUGAUCAAUGUAAAUAUAUAGUUUGACUCUUCUACUUUUUUAACUUUGCAGAUCUUGAAAAAAAUUGCAAAGUAAAAAUUAAUAAUAUAUUGUAGAUAUAACUGUAUGAGAAUUAGUCAACCUAAUCCAAUUUAUCAUUGUCUUAUUUUACCUCUUUGUCUUUUUAUGUCCCUUGAUAUCCUUUUGUAACUUGAUGAAAUAUGCUUAAUAAUUAUCUAUCUUUUCAACUUAGUAUCAUUACCACAUAACAUUCUUUUCUUAUUCUUAGGUAAUACUAUAAUCUGUCAUGAGAAUGUAAAUUGUGGUAUGCUGGUGAUGGGCUAUGGCAACUUCAAUGGAAGAAACUAUUAAGUUAUUAAUGUGGCUCAGAUUGUAUCUUUGCACAUAAAAGUAUUCAAUAAAUAUUUUAAAUGAAACAUUUAUUAAAGUAGACAAAUGCUUAAGAGACUGUUUUCACACACUUUGCAAGAUUUAAUGAUCAAUAACUAAUAUACUAAUUCAAUUAUUAGCAAUUUGGCCAGGACCUUUUUGGAGCAAAUAAUGAAGUCAACCUGAAUAAAAUAACCAAACUGCAUUUGUUUUGAUAUUUAAUAUUCCAUUACUCAUUUUUAUCUACUUCAGAUUGAUCUUUCCUCACAACUGCUAUAGAUAUGUAAAUGGGUUCUGAAAAGGCAGCAAGAACUUUAAAUUUUAUAAGCUCAUGCCUACGACAUAAAAUGUGUGCGGGAUGAUGUCAUUAGUAUAUCUUAAACUGAACUUAAACUAAUUUCACUAUCUCUUAAUCCCUCCCCAUAAAGUACAUUUCCCCCCAUAAAGUACAUUUCCCCCCAUAAAGUACAUUUUAAAGAACAAGGAUUGCUAACUAUAAAAACAUGGUUAUGCUAUAUAACUAUCAUCAAAUGUACAUAUAGAGAAACAUUAUAAUUAAAAAGUAUUUAGUUAAGCUCUGGCCGGUGUGGCUCAGUUGGUUGAGUGUCACCCCAUGCACCAAGAGGUCGCAGGUUCAAUUCAGGGUCAGGGCACAUGUCUGGGUUCAGGCUCCGUCCCCCACUGGGAUAUGCAGGGGGCAGCUGAUCGAUGUUUCUCUCUUUCUCCCUCUCCCUUUCCCUCUCUCUAAAAUCAAUAAAAACGUAUUUUUUAAAAAGGUA